Messenger RNA from Ylistrum balloti, 3003 nucleotides. Its product is annotated as ferric-chelate reductase 1-like. Lineage: Eukaryota; Metazoa; Mollusca; Bivalvia; Pectinida; Pectinidae. Gene Ontology annotation, molecular function: oxidoreductase activity, acting on metal ions. The transcript has 20 exons. The record is from RefSeq and is a predicted model, not a curated record. The coding region runs from base 1 to 3003 and encodes 1000 amino acids.
AUGGGGAUAGUGCCAGUUCUAUACCUGAUAUCGAUAUUUGGUAUAACGUCGUUGUCAUGGUUACCAUCUGUGUCAGGGUACAGUUCUGGGGCUGCCAAUCAAGCCUGCCCUAACCUACAGCCGUGGCACUCUGGGACACGACCCAGUACCUCACCUGCACCCUUCAUCAUCAGCGUCUCCAAAACUACGUACGCACCGAGGGACCAGAUCACAGUGACUAUACAAGCGUGUCCCGGAUACAGCUUUAAAGGAUUCCUAAUACAACCUCGACUUGUCCAGUAUUACGAACAGGAUGUUAAAGUCGGCGUGUUUGGUAACUACCUCAACUCUCAGUUCAAGUACGCGUGUCCAGAUACCAGACUGGGAACGCGUGGACAAGCUUUAACCCACGUAGAGGCUUCAGACAAGACAUUGAUGAGAUUUGUGUGGCAAGCUCCACAGGUACCACAGGGUCAUGUGCUGUUUAGAGCCACGAUCCUGCAGCAGUUCAGUACGUAUUGGAUGGGCGUGAGUUCCCCAGUUGUGUAUGACCAAUUCAGUAAUGUUCGUCUGUCUCGUCAGCAACUCUUAACACUGACCACCCCACGGUCAACUGCAUGUAACCAGCUUUUCAACUCUACAACUUCAACAACUACAACUACAUCCACCACCACCACCACCACUACCACUACCACCACGACAACACCGAAACCCACGACCACCACAACAACUCCAACUACUACUACCACUACAACACCGACCACCACCACGCCUACUACAACCACCACUACCACUCCGACAACCACCACAACAACGCCCACUACUACGACUACCACUCCAACUACCACCACUACAACCCCUACCACCACCACUACAACCCCUACUACCACUACAACUCCAACAACGACGACGACUCCUACAACAACCACAACCACAACGCCUACUACCACGACGACCAGGCCCACUUCCACUCCAGACAUUGCUGAUCCAGGGGCAAUAUGGAUACGUCCAGACAUGAGCUGCAAUGUUACCAGAGGCUGCCAUCAUGACUGUAGGGGGCGCUACUGUACCUUCAUCAUUGGUUGGGUAGACACAGGCAAUUCCAUUGAUUUCGAAAUAAAAGCUGCGGUCAAGGAAAGAGGCGAUAAAUGGAUAGCCAUUGGGUUCUCCUACGACCGCAAUAUGGGAUCCGACAGCGUGACAGAAUGUGUGACGACUUCCGGUUACGUCAGUGUGUUCCAAUCUUUCAACAAGGACACACGUGUAAACUCCAGGCUAAGGAAUCCAAAGCUGGGUAUAAGUAACGAAGGAGGAUCCUUUGUGGAUGGUGUAUUUACCUGUCGUUUUACACGACAGAAGAUUGUUACCUCUGAUUCAUCCGUGUAUGACCUAAACAGAGACUGGCACAUCUUAUUUGCUCAUGGUACAGCGAUGGCGGAUGCGUUCAGCGGUAGAGGAAUGAAGCUCCCUCACAUUUACAACCCGGCGCCCUAUGCCUCUCUCGAACCUGUGGAUUUUCAGCGAUAUCUACGCUGGGUGACAACAACUACAACAACAACAACGACGACUACAACCACGCCUGCCCCAACUACUACAACACAAACUACAACCACCACAACUACAACACAGCCUAGCACUUCCACCACAACAUCGCCUACCACUACAGCUACUGACAUAUUUACAACGCCCCCACCAAUCGUCAUAACAACGGACCGGUCAACGGAAGCCCCGUCGACACCACUUGUCACAGAGGCACAGUACGGUGACCUGACGAACGAUCUUGCAUGUGGCUUGACCAAAGGGUGCUAUGAACAAUGUACUGGAGACGUGUGUCGCUUUAUCGUGUCCUGGAAGGAUCAGGGGGAUGCUAUCGACUUCGAACUAAGAUCCAAAGGAGAGGCAUCCACCAAUAGGUGGAUGGCAGUCGGCUUCUCGAACGACGGCAAUAUGGGCACUGAUAGUGUGGUAGAAUGCUUAAUGGAGAAUGGAAUUCUGGAAGUCCAGCACUCGUACAACCAUGAUGACAAAACAAAUCAUGUAUUAGCCGAGCCAGGGGUUGGUCUAAGCAAUGUUGGAGGCCGUCUGGAAAAUGGUCUAUUCACAUGUCGCUUCACUAGGGUCAAGGUCGUACCAGGUCAUUCCACUAUAUUUGAUCUGAACAUGGACUAUCACAUCAUGUUUGCCGAGGGACGGGUAGAAAACGGGGAGAAGAACCGACAUAGUCUGGUGACCAUACCGUCUGUGUCUGGCGAGAGAGUCGACCUACAACAACAGAUCCUUGUUACAAGCGUGGCCUCGUACUUCCUGGUCAAAGUGCAUGGUUGUUUGAUGAUUUUCGCCUGGAUUUUCUGCGCCAGUAUAGGAAUCAUCACUGUCCGGUUCUACAAGAAGAUAUGGCCGGACAAAACCAUCUGUAGAGAACGUAUCUGGUAUCAGGUUCACCGUUUCUGUAUGGUCCUUGUGUUUUUGUGUGUGCUGGUGGCCGUCGUACUGAUCUUCGCGGAUAUCAAGGGGUUCAGCAAGAUCGAUGGGAAGACAUUCCACAAAGCACAUCCUGUCCUCGGAAUCCUUGUAACGCUGUUCACCAUAGCAAAUCCAAUAGUAGCGGUAUGCAGACCACUACCCGGGACCGUCAAGAGGAAGAUAUUUAACUGGAUCCAUUGGGGACUGGGAUCCUCUGUACACAUACUCGCAAUAAUAAACAUAUUUGCGGGAGUGGAGUUGAGCAAGUCCGGCGCCCCGCCCUACAUGAAGUAUGCGUUGCUGGGCUAUGUAGCCUAUUUAGUGAUAAUCUACCUGCUGUUGGAACUCCAUCAGUGCAUCGCUAACAAGUCAGAACACAAGAGAAAUCAGACAUAUCUUUAUGAAAUGCAUAGAAAGCCGUAUAACAACAACAGAGCAACGAACGUAGCCAUUGAUCUGGAGCCGCCGUACAGUCGAAUGAAGAAGGCCAUCAUGGGCUCCCAUAUCCUUAUCACCUUUGCCGUCACGCUUAUUUUCGUCAUCAUCAUUAUCAUCAGUUGA